Messenger RNA from Cladophialophora bantiana CBS 173.52, 696 nucleotides. RefSeq lists its product as uncharacterized. The record is from RefSeq and is a predicted model, not a curated record. NCBI's taxonomy places the organism in Eukaryota, Fungi, Ascomycota, Eurotiomycetes, Chaetothyriales, Herpotrichiellaceae. Bases 1 to 696 code for a protein of 231 amino acids. The transcript has a single exon.
AUGGUCCUUGCAAACAAAGAUUGGAACAUUCUUUGCGACGUGGGCGGCGAACCAAUAUCAUUGGAAGAGCUUUUUGCUUUCAACGACAUCGUCUGGGAUUUGCGAUCAUACGGUACCCAGAUUCUAGGCUCAUUUCUCAUCAAAACGCAUGGAGUUCAAGACUCUCCGGUCCACCCCUUCAUGAGAAUCCAUGUUAGAGACAGCCUUGAAGAUGAGUGUCCUCCUGGACCUCGCCAGCUGAGAGCUGUUGUCGAUAAAACUCAUCUGUUCUCUCGAAGCUUGGGGUCCAGGGUUGAUCCUCUUAUCCAAACCAAUGGACGCUUCUGCACAGCUGGACGACGUGGUCGUGCAGAAGCCAUGAUGUCCAGCCUAGGUAUCACCGAAUGGUUCAAAGUCAAACCUAGCGUCGAGAAUAACGACCUAGUAUUGCACAUGUACCCUCUGGAAUUUCUACGUGAGGCGGCUCUCAAGAUCGGUGCCGACUUCUGGCUUGCUUCGAAUGAGUUGCCUUCGCCUUGGAAUUAUUCAAUCCAUUCUCGAGACUGGCUGGAACCAUGUUACCAUUCGAGAACGCGGAAGCCUCGCGUUACAGAAUGCGGUCCGCUGCCCGCCGAGGUACACCGCCAUGUGGUACUGGCAAAUCCAGCUCGAUGGGAACGUGCGCAUACUGCAAGCGGCAACAUUCGGCUCGAAUAA